CAUCGCGCGCGUCGCCCCCAUCAGCUCAGGCCCCCCGUGACGCUAUCAACCCGCGACGAGAAUGGCGGCCCCCAGGCGCCGCUAGGCCUCGGGAUGCUGCAGGGUCUGAGCGGCGGCCCCGAGCCGGCGGGGCUGCUCCUGAUCGCAGACAGCUUCGAGUGUGAGGGCCGGAGUUUGUUGAAGAGUUUUCUCAGCAGUGCAGCCCUGCGGGGGGAGACUGUCCACGUGUUUAACUUCGAAAUCUCCGAGUCAGAGUUUAGCAAUGGCCUGGACGAUGGUGUCAGGGCAAGGCUACACUUUCACGAUGGCUUCAGUGAUCCUCUGAACUGGGACCAGACCGGGAGAUUCACCAUCGACGGCUUCACCGCACAGGAACUUCUCCGCUGCAUCGGCACGGUGGAGGAAGCCUCUCCACAGCCUUGCACAGUCGUACUGGAUUCCCUCAGCUGGAUCCUGCAACGGAAGCAGAUUGGUCACCUCUGUCGGAUUCUCCAGGAUUUCCAGCGAGGAGUGGCCAGUGCAGGCUUGAAGAUCAGGAAAGUGUUGGGACUGCUGCACACUGACCUGCACCAGCCAGAGGUACUGGAGGUUGUGUCACAAAUGGCGAGCACCAUGGUAACGUUAAGCCCCUUUCCCAAGGGCAGCGGAAUGCGGACAGAAUUCCCUCCAUACGCCAUAGCCGCUACGGUGCACAAGCGGAAAUCUGGAAAAGUCCUGAAGAAGACUGCUCGCCUUUACCACUGCAGACAGCUCCCCUUUACCCUGCGGACUGCUCCCCUUUAA
Carcharodon carcharias (great white shark) is the source of this 783-nucleotide messenger RNA. RefSeq names its product elongator acetyltransferase complex subunit 5 (gene elp5). The record is from RefSeq and is a predicted model, not a curated record. NCBI's taxonomy places the organism in Eukaryota, Metazoa, Chordata, Chondrichthyes, Lamniformes, Lamnidae. The coding region runs from base 94 to 783 and encodes 229 amino acids. The transcript has 6 exons. Gene Ontology annotation, biological process: tRNA wobble uridine modification. Gene Ontology annotation, molecular function: tRNA binding. Gene Ontology annotation, cellular component: cytosol; elongator holoenzyme complex; nucleus.